Messenger RNA from Mytilus trossulus (common blue mussel), 1082 nucleotides. RefSeq lists its product as uncharacterized. Lineage: Eukaryota; Metazoa; Mollusca; Bivalvia; Mytilida; Mytilidae. The transcript has 7 exons. The record is from RefSeq and is a predicted model, not a curated record. Bases 63 to 1040 code for a protein of 325 amino acids.
AUCAUAUUACAUGGUAAAUAAAAGAUGGAUCAAAAUCAGUUUCAUCACUUCUGCAAAAUCAGAUGGAGACGCCAGAGCAACCAAAUAUGGAGUUGGAAAACACUUCCAGUACUGAGGAAACCAAUGAAACCUGCAACACCACAUCAACACCUAAGCUGUUGCCAGGAAAAAAUAAACAGUACAGGACUCCAGAUGAAGCAUUUAAUGCUGUUAGGUCUAAUGAGAGGAGGAUUAAAUCCAUGGCUAUCAAGCAGAUAGUUAAAAACAUAAAAAAAUUAGCUGAUCUGCAAACAAUAGAUCUCUCCCUUAUAUUUUGUGUAAGGGAUGAGGUGCAGAAGAGGCAACUCAUAAAAUAUUGUGGCCAUGGAGAAUUUCUCCAAAGACUUAAAAAUGUUGAGCCUGUGCUGAAACAGGAGGAAUUCGUCAAAUCAACAAGUUAUGAGGAAUUCCUUCCAAAAGUACAGGCUCAAGCUGUAAAGUAUGCGACACCAUCCAAAUUGUCAUGUGGGCCUGGUGUGUCAAAAAACUUGGCACACCAACAGAAACAACAACUGGAAGAAACUGAAGUCAUUCCAGUUGAACACGAAAAGUCAAUUACAUUAGAAAUAAAUUCUCCUAAACAAAAGCAAAAGAAAAAGAAAAGCCAACCUGCAAAAAGAAAACUGAUAAAUGAAUCCGAAGAGAGGGAUGACAGUGAGGAGGAGGAUGAAAUUGGGGAACCAAUUAGACUAAUUAAUAAGACCAAUGAACCUGAGCUUAUAGAACACAUAGAGCCUUCCAUGUCUAAGCAGAAAAGAAAGAAAGGCAAAACACAUCAGAAAAUACAGGCUGCAAAACCCAAAUUGAUCUAUGAUUCAAAAGAAACAAAUGAAACAGAGAAGGAUGUCACUGAGGAAGUGAAUACUGAUGUUAUUGAACCUGUGCUGUCUGAACCUAUAGAGCAGAUAGCCAUUAACAAUCAAGACCAGCAAGGUAUUUUUCUGUUUUACUUAAUGAAAACUCAAAUCUUCAGGAUGGUAAAAUCAUUUGGAGUGUAUUAACUUGAUAGGCAUGAUAGGAUAAGACCCAAAAAUAUGUAUUUG